UAGUGGCUGUGCUGUGAACCAUCCCUGGCUUCUAGAGCGGUUGCGGGACGCACGGUUUAUGUUGAACAAAUGUGUACACACUAGAACAAAUAAGGCUGACAGCAAAGAGGAGGCUGGCCUAUUCACUUGUCCCCCCAUACUGCCCAAGCCUCACUGACAAUGGCUGAGAGGGAGGGUGACGAUGCUGAGGCUUGGCUACGGCUGAAGCCCGUGGAGCCCCUGCCCUCCCAGUGCUGCGGCAGUGGCUGCUCGCCCUGCGUGUUCGACCUCUAUUACCGAGACCUGGAAAGAUGGGAAACAGCCCAAGCCAGGAAUGACAGGAGCCUGCUGAGUGGGAAGCAGCCACCUGAGAGCCAGGGCUGUCCUACCAAGCUGAGUCCAGAGACUUUCCUGGCCUUCUGCAUCAGCACCAUGGAGAAGAUCACCAAGGACACCUAUCUCAUCCGGUUUACACUGCCUGGGAACAGUCAGCUCGGCCUGCUUCCUGGGCAGCACCUCAUCCUACGAGGUGUAGUAGAUGGCUUAGAAAUUCAGAGAGCCUACACUCCCAUCAGCCCUGUCACCGCAGAAGGAUACUUUGACGUUUUAAUCAAGUGCUACCAGACCGGGCUGAUGUCCCGCUAUGUGGAGUCCUGGAGAACAGGAGACACAGCUUUCUGGCGAGGGCCUUUCGGAAGCUUCUUCUAUGAACCAAAGAAGUACGGUGAACUGCUCAUGCUGGCGGCCGGCACAGGCCUGGCCCCUAUGGUGCCUAUUCUGCAGAGUAUCACAGACAACGAAGACGACGAGACCUUUGUCACCUUGGUCGGCUGCUUCAAGACCUUCGAGGGCAUCUACCUGAAGACCUUCUUCCAGGAGCAGGCUAGGUUCUGGAAUGUGCGAACCUUCUUUGUCCUCAGUCAGGAGGUCUCCCCAGAGCAGCUUCCCUGGAGCUACCGCGACAAGACCCACUUCGGCCGCCUGGGCCCGGAGCUGGUUGAUGAACUGGUGGCCGGCUGCCGGAGAAAGCCGUUCACAUUAGUGUGUGGCUCACCUGCGUUUACUGAGGACAUGGCUAGGUGUUUGCUGUCUGCUGGCCUGACUCAGGACUCCUUCUUCCUCUUCUAGCCCUGGCCUUGGACCUUAAUCAGGGGUAGAGACAGGAGCCCAGACCAGAGUCAGAAGACAUGGAGUCCAGGCCUGGCCCUGCGGCCGACUCACAGACCUUGGGCAAAUGUCACCACCCUGGGAACUUCCUUUCCUGUCUGCCUCAUCCUGCCGUGUGGAGGGAGGCCAGCAGUCCUGGGAGUCAGGGAAGACGCUCGCUCCAAGGAGCCAAGCAGAGCCUGCUGCGCUCAGCCUGGUGAAGGACAGGACAAGGGCGAGGAGCCCCCUGUCCUCCAGAGCCAUCAGUACUGAGAAAGGACUUGGGGAAAAGCUCCGAGCUCUCGGGAGGACCUUAACCUCGGUGCCUCCUGUGGGUGAACCUGACCAUGUGCUGAAGGCCUUGGGGCUGUGACCUGACCGUGUUCUCAGACCACGGCACUGCCGUGGAUCGGAUCAUCUCUGGAUCCAUGACAAGUCUUUCCUGCUAUGAUGAGCUUCACCCCCAGUGUCUUUCCUGGCUCAGGAGGCCAGCUCAGAGUCCUUUCCCCACAAAAGAAGAGGAACAGAGGCAAAUGCCCCUCCCUCCUGCAGGCAGCCACAUAGCCUGAGCCUUCAGCUCUCGGUGCCCUGGCGACGGUUGCUAUGGAGAUCUAAAGAUAGAGCAGGAGUCAGGAGACCUGGGUCCCUCUCCCAGCUCUGCCCACUGAGUGGCUGCUGAUCCAGGUCCACCCAGCCCCCACCUCCACCUCCUCUAUCCUGCACAGGGGCAUGCCCUCUCCAGGGAACUCACUGCCCCUGGGCAUCACUUGACUUAAUGAAUUCCGCUUUCCACAGCCUGGGCCCCAGUGUGCUGCGCCAGCACAGGCUAGACAGGCAGUCCCAGACCUCUAGUGCUCAGCAGUGCAAUGUUGGAAGCUGAGAGCCAGGAGCCUUCAGGAUUGGGCAUUUAAAACUAUGGAGUGCAAUCUCCGCCACCCCCAUAGCAGAGCCCAGACGCCAGCAAGCCCUGUCCUGCAGACUGAGUGUACACAUGGGUAAACCAAGGCCUGAAUGACUCACCCAAGGCAAAUGCCAAGACAGCCCUACAAGCUUCCCAUUUCCCCUCCCCUCCCCCUACAACACACACACACACACACACACACACACACACACACACACACACACACAGCCUGUGGCUGUACACCAUGCUUUCAAAGGACUCUACAGGCCAUGGGGGAACCUUGCCCAGAUGGCAGCAGGAAAGAUGGCUGGAGGGAUUUCCCAGGUCCCCUUCAGUCACAGCAGGUCUGUUUUUUUUACCUCAUCUUCAUGGGGCAUGGAGGAAUUUUUGUCAAAAAGGACUUUCCUAUCCCACCCUGAAAAAUCACAAUAAAGAACUAUGCUGUUCAGUCCAUA
This is a messenger RNA of Apodemus sylvaticus (European woodmouse), 2481 nucleotides long. RefSeq names its product NADH-cytochrome b5 reductase-like (gene Cyb5r5). The record is from RefSeq and is a predicted model, not a curated record. Bases 160 to 1107 code for a protein of 315 amino acids. Gene Ontology annotation, molecular function: oxidoreductase activity. Lineage: Eukaryota; Metazoa; Chordata; Mammalia; Rodentia; Muridae. The transcript is spliced from 7 exons.